UUUACGACGCUAUUGUGCCGCAUUUGGUGGGUUGUGUAUUUCUACUUGCUUGUUCUGCAAAUAUGUAGUUUGAGUGAUACAGAGCAUGAAAGAUCUAUCCAAGAGACGCCCUUCUUUUUCUCUGUUUGUUGUGCUACAGUGCCUGAAAGUGCGAUACUAUAUAUUGUCCCGUUUUAUUUAUUUAUUGUAUUUUGCAUGCGAGUCACCAGUUGAAGAUUUUUGCAAAUGUUGUAACAUUUUUUUACAAAUUCCAUACAAACAGUAAAUGCAUUUUACAUAUGCCUAAGUGACUACGUAUAAGCGUAAAUGGAAAUAGGAUCUUUUGUGCAAUAAAAGUACUGGGCCUUGUCCAGAAACCAUGAGCUUCAAUUCAAACAACUAUAAUUCUUGUUCUACAGAUAAAGGGACUGUGACAACUGCUAUUGCAGAAGUAGCAGAAGAUAUAAAAAGUCCUUUGAACUAUUCAAGUGGGACAAAAUUUAAGAAUUGCUCAACUGCCAACACCUGGACUGUAAGGGGACUGAAGAGCUUCACUGCAGCAACAACCUGCAUAGAGUCCCUUCCGUUCAAGCACCAGAACUCCAGUACUUGGUGCAUGGUCCUUACAAGGGACUCAGAUGGACUUUAUCUGUCAUUUUUGCUGAAAGAUAGUCCAACUGAAAUGCUUCUGAGAGCAAAUGUAAGAGCAGACGAGAUUCUUCGUACUGGAGAAAAGCGAGAAGUGUUCCCGAGCACGUGGUAUAGUUUGGAUGAAGGAGAGAGAACUGAAAUGCUGCCUGUUAGGAAAACUGAAACUGCAGGAGAGGGCGAUGACGAAGAUGAGAUAACCUUGCAGUGUGAAGUCUGCAUACAGUGCAUUGUACAGGAUGAGCUACCUGUGGUAAACACGACAGAAGUACAAGCUGAUGUAGUAAGGGGUCUGUAUGAGAUGUUGCUCAAAGAAGUCCACACAGACUUUGAGCUUCAUGCAGGAGACACUGUUCUCAAGGCACACAGAGCACUACUAUCUGUACGGAGCCCUUACUUCGCUGACAUGCUGCAGCCUGACACAAAGGAAGCACAGGAAGGCUUCGCACAGGUCUCAGAUGUGAAGCCGGAGGUAUUGAAACAGGUUCUAUUGUAUAUGUACACGGGUGUCGCUCCGGCUCUCAAAGACAUGUCGUGGGACCUACUGAAAGCAGCUGACAAAUACCAACUCCGGCAGUUGAAGCGCCAGUGCGAAGCACACAUUGCCAGCUGUCUGAAUGUGGAAAAUGCUGCAGAAACUGCAGCCAAUGCCUCUGUUUUCUCGUGCGACAUGCUGUGGGACCGAGCCGUCCUUUUCAUCAAGCGCAACCUCAGUGAGGUGAUGUGCACGCCUGGAUGGACUGAAGCAGGAGCUACACAUCCGGAAGCCAUACAGCGUAUUAACGAGCUGAUGGAAUGAGCCAGUGAGAGAAUUUGGCUUUUCACUGUGGACAUGACACUUCACCUGAUGACGAAGGGAAGCCUCCCAGAAACGUUGCUCGGACUGGGCAAUAUAGAACGAC
Schistocerca americana (American grasshopper) is the source of this 1529-nucleotide messenger RNA. Its product is annotated as speckle-type POZ protein-like. Gene Ontology annotation, molecular function: ubiquitin protein ligase binding. Bases 359 to 1426 code for a protein of 355 amino acids. The transcript has 4 exons. Gene Ontology annotation, biological process: proteasome-mediated ubiquitin-dependent protein catabolic process; regulation of proteolysis. NCBI's taxonomy places the organism in Eukaryota, Metazoa, Arthropoda, Insecta, Orthoptera, Acrididae. Gene Ontology annotation, cellular component: nucleus; cytoplasm. The record is from RefSeq and is a predicted model, not a curated record.